UUAACUGUCAAACGUCAGAAUAAAAAUUGAUAACGAUUUUAACCUCAACGAUUUCAUUUAAUAAAAUGAGUCAAAUCGAACAAAACGGUGAAGAAUCUCAAUUAACAAUGGGGCAACCGCUCAGCGAUUUCCUAUUACAACUGGAAGAUUAUAAUCCGACGAUUCCGGACGGUGUAACGGCCCAUUAUUUGCGUUCGUCCGGAUUGGAACCGAAAGAUCCGCGUUUGCUACGCCUAAUUUCAAUCGCAGCUCAAAAAUUCAUUUCGGAUAUUGCAAAUGAUGCUUUGCAACAUUGUAAAAUGCGCACCAGUAAUUCAUCGUCCAGUAGCAGUUCGGGGAAUAAUUCGAAAAAUGCGAAAGGUACUAAAGAUAGAAGGUAUUGCUUGACGAUGGAAGAUUUAACACCAGCGUUAUCCGAGUUUGGCAUUAGUGUUAAAAAACCACAUUAUUACGUUUAAAGUUUAUUAAUUUAGAAGGAAAUUUGAUAUUUAAGUUUCAAUACUUGAUUUGUAUUAAUAAUUUUUGAUUUAAUAAAAAAAAUAAUACAUUAAAA
Onthophagus taurus is the source of this 553-nucleotide messenger RNA. Its product is annotated as transcription initiation factor TFIID subunit 10. Gene Ontology annotation, biological process: transcription initiation at RNA polymerase II promoter. Gene Ontology annotation, molecular function: promoter-specific chromatin binding; RNA polymerase II general transcription initiation factor activity. NCBI's taxonomy places the organism in Eukaryota, Metazoa, Arthropoda, Insecta, Coleoptera, Scarabaeidae. The record is from RefSeq and is a predicted model, not a curated record. Gene Ontology annotation, cellular component: SAGA complex; nucleus; transcription factor TFIID complex.